Messenger RNA from Ylistrum balloti, 5946 nucleotides. RefSeq names its product neurogenic locus notch homolog protein 1-like. Bases 1 to 5946 code for a protein of 1981 amino acids. Gene Ontology annotation, biological process: cell communication. The record is from RefSeq and is a predicted model, not a curated record. Gene Ontology annotation, molecular function: calcium ion binding. The transcript has 14 exons. Gene Ontology annotation, cellular component: membrane. NCBI's taxonomy places the organism in Eukaryota, Metazoa, Mollusca, Bivalvia, Pectinida, Pectinidae.
AUGGUUCUCUAUAAAGUCGUCUCCUUCUUCAUUCUGUUUCAACCACAGUUGUCGGCGGCAACCUUUAAGGUUUCGCUCGAAAUCGUCAACUUCACAAACCCAUCUGGGAAGUUGUACAGGAAUCAUAACCUUGAACCAUGCGAUAGGGGAGGUAACGGAAAAGGAAAACUUUGGAAUGGACAGUGCGACACUGUCUUUGAUAUCAAUUUGUACACAAGUACUGGCAAUUCAACGAUACUGAAUUUAAAAACCAGAUCAUUGAAAAACACCAACAGUAUCGACUCAGCAAAUAUACGUAAAGUGACCCCAAACACCAAAGUUUCGGGAAACCUGAAUACUUGGAAUCAGAAUGUGAGAAUAGUUGCUGUUGUUUCAGACCAAGACGGCAAUAGAAAGUCAGAACCUAUUGCACGUUUCGAAGCUGUAAGGCGGUUACAGCCCGGUGCGAGCAACUCGUCAAAAUCAGUAUACCCUAUCACCUUUUCCAACAGGACAACACUGCAUAUAGUCAUCAAAGUGUGGAGGAUUGCAUCCAACCUUUGUCCUUCAUCAAAAACAAGAUUCCUUAUGUGUGAUAGGAAUACCGGAACGCUCUCUUGUAAAACUCCUGGUCCAGCUGUAAUACAAUUUAAGUCUUCGGUCACUUCUUCCCAUCGUGGUCACUUCCAGACAGGACUCAGGACAAUUGUGAAAACACAUCUGUGUCCGAGUUCGUUGGUGUACGGAAACACGACUUUGUGGGGAACAAAUGGAGAGAUGUUCCGAAUGUCUUCGUGGCUUUACGAGUCCAGUCCUACACGAAUCCUAAUGGCACGUCCAGAGGAACAGCGGGUAACCGGAAGUGCUGUGAUGGAAAUUCUCAUCAUGGACACUGCAAUUAUGCUGACAAAUGUGACCCAAUAUUUCGCAUCUGUAUUGGAGGAAGUGUCUUGCAGUGUGACAAUGGAGAUGUUAGUGUGGUGCACACCUAACUGGUACGGUAUUAACUGUAGCGUACAUUGUGUAGAAUCUUCCAGGAUACAGUGUAACAAAACGACAGGACAGAAGUAUUGUAAACAAGGUUGGACAGGUUCUAACUGUGCGUCAUGCAGGCGGUCAUUGUGCAAUGACCAUGGAAACUGCACCGUCGACAAAGAGGGACAUCGUAAAUGUAUCUGUCGACAGGGUUGGACAGGACAACAUUGUGAGAACGACGUAAGCGAAUGUCGCAAUAAUCCAUGUCAGCACAAUGGAUUGUGUAGUAACACGAAUGGGUCCUUCACAUGCAAGUGUGAAGACGGCUGGCAUGGGCACACGUGUUCCAAUGACAUCGAUGAAUUAGACAGAUGUCAACCCAAAAAUCCGUGUGAAAAUGGUGGCACGUGUACUAAUACACCCGCAGAUUAUAAAUGUUCCUGUACAGCGGACUGGACAGGUGCAAACUGUUCAAUGGAAGUCAACAAGUGUCAGACCGGUAGAAAUCCUUGUCAGAACGGUGGAAGCUGUCUUAACACGAUAAGUAGCUUUAAGUGUGCCUGUUCGUCCGGAUGGACGGGUCUGACAUGUUCCGAAGAUAUCAACGAAUGUGAAAGUAAUAACAGUAAUCCUUGUAAAAAUGGAGGGACGUGUGUAAACGUUGAAGGUAAUUACACAUGUAGGUGCCCUCGUGCUUGGUCUGGACGUUCAUGCGAACAGGAUGUUGACGAAUGCAAACUAUCAUCGCCAUGUCUCCAUGGCGGAGAGUGCCGCAACUCAAACGGAUCCUUCAGUUGCCUGUGUCCCGGCAGUUGGUCAGGAUAUAGAUGCCAAAUAGACGCCAACGAAUGCUAUAAUACUACAAUAUGUCAAAACGGUGGGACAUGUAGUAAUUAUAUUGGAGGCUUCAACUGUACUUGUAUAUUGGGUUGGACAGGAGACACGUGUGAAAGUGAUAUUAAUGAAUGUCGGCCUCUCAAUCCUUGUUCUAAUGGUGGGAUUUGUCAGAAUACCAAUGGAAGUUUCGUCUGCCAGUGUCAGGGUGGAUGGUCAGGACACACAUGUGAAAGUGAUGUUAAUGAAUGUCGGCCUCUCAAUCCUUGUUCUAAUGGUGGGAUUUGUCAGAAUACCAAUGGAAGUUUCGUCUGCCAGUGUCAGGGUGGAUGGUCGGGAAUACAAUGUGACACGGACAUUGACAAAUGUAUGCAUCUAAAUCCUUGCAGUAAUAAUGGAACAUGUGUUAAUACAAACGGAAGUUACACGUGUCUUUGUAGUCCUCAUUGGACUGGAAGUGCAUGUGAGGAAGAUGUUGACGAAUGUGCUGUCUCCAAUCCUUGCACACAUGGCGGAACCUGUCUAAACAGUAAUGGCAGUUUUUCGUGCGUUUGUCCACAGACAUGGACCGGUGAGCUGUGUAAUUCUGAUGUUGAUGAAUGUAACGCUACAGACCCUUGUCUAAAUGGAGGCGUUUGUUAUAACGUAGAUGGGUCUUACUCGUGUGAGUGCACGGUGGGAUGGUCGGGACAAAACUGCCAAACAGACAAUGAUGAAUGUGAGAUAAGAGGAAUUUGCAACAAUCGCGGUACGUGUCAAAACACAAACGGAAGUUUUGCUUGUCACUGUAUGAACGGCUGGACCGGAAGCAAAUGUCAAAUUGACAUCAACGAAUGCCAGACUAUGUUACCCUGUCUCCACAGCGGCACUUGCUACAACACAAACGGAUCGUUCGACUGCGAAUGUAUCAGUGGUUGGUCCGGAAAAACCUGUGAGAAAGACAUAAAUGAAUGUAAAACCAAGAAAUGGUGUUACCACAAUGGAACAUGCAACAAUAACUUAGGAAGUUUCAGUUGUCAAUGUCAAAGAGGUUGGGAAGGAAAAAGAUGUGAAGUUGACAUUGACGAAUGUACUAUUUCAACCCCGUGUCAUCACAACGGAACAUGUGUUAAUACAAACGGAAGUUACACGUGUCUUUGUAGUCCUCAUUGGACUGGAAGUGCAUGUGAAGAAGAUGUUGACGAAUGUGCUGUCUCCAACCCUUGCACACAUGGCGGAACCUGUCUAAACAGUAAUGGCAGUUUUUCGUGCGUUUGUCCACAGACAUGGACCGGUGAGCUGUGUAAUUCUGAUGUUGAUGAAUGUAACGCUACAGACCCUUGUCUAAAUGGAGGCGUUUGUUAUAACGUAGAUGGGUCUUACUCGUGUGAGUGCACGGUAGGAUGGUCGGGACAAAACUGCCAAACAGACAAUGAUGAAUGUGAGAUAAGUGGAAUUUGCAACAAUCGCGGUACGUGUCAAAACACAAACGGAAGUUUUGCUUGUCACUGUAUGAACGGCUGGACCGGACGCAAAUGUCAAAUUGACAUCAACGAAUGCCAGACUAUGUUACCCUGUCUUCACAGCGGCACUUGCUACAACACAAACGGAUCGUUCGACUGCGAAUGCAUUAGUGGUUGGUCCGGAAAAACCUGUGAGAAAGACAUGGAUGAAUGCCAGGACAUAUAUAUAUGUCAUCACAAUGGGACAUGCCAUAAUACUAACGGAAGCUUUGAGUGUGACUGUCCAAGCCAGUGGUCUGGGGGAAAAUGUGAGGAGGAUGUAGACGAAUGUCAGAAUCUGUCUGUGUGUCAACAUGGUGGAACAUGUUUUAACACCAAUGGAUCCUACAGCUGUGAGUGUAAUUCUGGAUGGUCGGGGAGGAAUUGCGAGAAAGAUAACGAUGAAUGUGCCUUUGCUGAUACAUGUCGACAUGGUGGAUCUUGUCAAAAUACUAAUGGAUCGUUCAAAUGUUUAUGUAGCAGCGGAUGGACAGGAUUAUAUUGUGAGGAUGAUUUAGAUGAAUGUGAACAAAGUCAUGCGUGUAAAAACGGUGGAUUAUGUAACAAUACCGAGGGAUCCUACAUUUGUAUUUGUUUACAUGGAUGGAGUGGGGAACACUGCGAGAACGACAUUGAUGAGUGCAGCACGUUAUCGCCUUGCUUCAAUGGAGGAACAUGCACUAACUCGUUAGGUUCAUAUACAUGUAGUUGUUCUGUCGGAUGGUCAGGGCAUUUUUGUCUUACUGAUGUUAACGAAUGUAUGACAGAUGAACCGUGUCAAAAUAACGGUUUGUGUCAAAACACGAAUGGUUCUUAUACAUGCUCGUGUGAUCUUGGUUGGAAAGGAAAUAAUUGCACGAUUGACGUUGACGAAUGCGCGGUAUAUGGUCAAUGUGGUAAUGGGGGCACCUGUCAUAACCACGAUGGUGGUUAUACAUGCUCGUGUGCACCUGGAUGGACCGGUAAGAACUGCACAGAUGACAUAAACGAAUGCAUCAUUUUCCAUCCAUGUGAUAAUAAUGGAGCAUGUACGAAUAUUGACCAAGGCUACACGUGUUCAUGCACGUCAGGCUGGAAAGGUAGCAACUGUUCGGAGGACGUGGAUGAAUGCAAAUACAAAGCACCUUGUCUGAACAAUGGCACGUGUACAAACACACGAGGACAUUUUCAUUGUCAAUGUCCUCAAGGAUGGUCUGAUGAAGUCUGCUCUUCUGAUGUUGACGAAUGCCUGCUGCCAACAACCUGUUCCAAUAAUGGAACAUGUCAAAAUGUUAAUGGAAGUUACACAUGUACAUGUCAACCAGGUUGGACCGGACACAACUGUUCUGUUGACAUCGAUGAAUGUGAUUUACAUCCAAGCAUAUGCAGGAACGGAAAAUGCAGAAACACUAAUGGUUCGUUUACGUGUAAGUGCUAUGAAGGAUGGACAGGACUAAACUGCUCAGCUGACAUCGAUGAAUGCGCCCAAACAGUAUGCAGAAACAAUGGGUCGUGUGUUAAUGUCCCUGGAAAUUUUUCUUGUUCUUGUCCUAAGGGCUGGCAUGGCCACGUGUGUGACAUUGAUAUCAACGAAUGUUCUAAACAUGUCUGUCUCAAUGGUGGAACUUGUAUGAACUAUCAUGGCGGCUACACUUGUACUUGUACCGAUGGUUGGUAUGGCGACAAUUGUGAAAUAGAAAAUCCUCAUACAACAAAUGACUUACGGAACUCACAUUCCAUGGAAGUAACCGAUUCUAAUCAAAAGACGUCCUCAAGGUCGGCAACUACUUCAUCAUCACAGGUGACAACCAACAAGAAGACUGUCAAACCAUAUUCUGAGACAGCAACGUCUGCAACAUCAGCACAGGGCAUCGUGUUUAAUGCCAGUCUAUCUCCAACCACGACUGAUAGAACUUCGUCGUCUGUGCAAUCCUCAUCGGAGAAGUCAACACACAUUCAUCAGUUUUCGAACUCAACAUCGCAUAAACUUCACGCGGGUAUUUCAACAUCUCAAAAACCAACGCGUUCAAGGUCAACGAUUACAUCUGGUUCAUCACCCAAUGACCCAGUAACCACUACUAGAAGUACUAUAUCCCACCACACAUCCAACACUCAGCAGCAUAGUCAUUCAUCGUCCAGUACAACACUUGCCACCAUCACGGGGACAACAGUCCGACAAUCUCCAAAACCGACUGACGAUGAUAAAGAGUAUGUGUCCCUGACGUUUGUUGGCAGUGGAAACGACACAAUGUUGACGCUAUUCACAGCGGGAGUGAACACUCUGGUUGGACGUAUCUGCCAUCAGGGGGCAUCAGACAUCGGACAGCUUCACUUUACCGGUGGUCAUGCCAGAUGCCACAUAGAGUUUACGGCCACGUGUAAUGGACGACCGCUGAUACAGAAUCAGGUGGACACCACCAUUAACUCAGACGCCGCCAUACAGAGCAUGUUUCCUCUCCCACUUCUUCAUACUGAACCACCGCAAACAGACAAGAUCUGGAUCGUUGACCAUUGGUAUGUAUUGGCUGGAGCUGGAGGUGGCUUCCUCAUCAUCAUUACAAUCAUUAUUCACAAACGGCGCAAACAUAGGAGAAAGUCAACACCUAUGCUAGACGACAAUAUUCGACUGGACAGGCGGACGUCCACAGUAAAGUUAAUGAAUAAUCCAGUGUAUGAAAGUUGUACAACAAGCGCGUAG